CAAGUAAGUGAGAUUAACAAAUCAAUGUAUAAUAGUUUAACAUACAUAAAUCAUAAAAAAAUAAUAGACUAAAAAUAAAACAACAAUACGAAUGCACCGCCCAACGGGCGGGUAAAAAGCUAGUAUUCUUAACUGAUGAAACUGAUUUUUUGUCUUCUCUUUCUCUCUUCAAAGUUGGGAGGGGUGGGUAUUAGGGUACGACCGGGUGGGUUCAGAGCUAUUGAAUUGGUUUGGUUGUGUGGGUUAAUUGGGAUGGUUAGAAUAAAAAUUAAUAUUUUUAGUGACGUGUCAUGUUGAAUAGGUAAAAGAUUGCGGAGUUUUGGAUGAGAGUAGACAGAUUGGUUAAUUAGUGUUCACUCAAACUUGUUUUAUCGAAACGUGCAAAAUUAAGAAAUAGUGAUCGUUUUGUACAAAAUGAAUAGAUUUGUUACAUCAUUAGCCUUACUUUUAACAGCUCUAUUCCAUUCCCACAAACUCUACAAAAUUUCACCGCAAAGUUCAUCUGCUGUUUACCGCCGGCGAGGCGCCACCUGGGUCUUCUCGCUUGCGUCACAAUCUGCGGACUCGACAAUGGCCGCUUCUCUGACGCGAUCCUUAAUUUCCCCCCUCACGAGCCGAACCCCUGCGAAACCCUCGCGCUCCGAUCAAUCGCCGCAGCUGCUAAGACGGCGCUCCUGCGUGUCGGUGCGAGCCUCCACAUUCGGUAACAACAAUUCGUCUGAUGGAGCUGUUCCCGCUGCAUGCAAUGUGCUUACCCAGGAUUCGCCUCCGAGGCGUUUGACGUCGGCGCCAGUGCCUAAUUCAGAGUGCGGUGGUUCUCCCCUCCGCGUUGCUUAUCAGGGGCUCUGUGGGGCACAUAGCGAAUCUGCUGCCCUGAAGGCAUAUCCCAACUGCGAGCCAGUGCCUUGCGAUCAAUUCGAAACUGCAUUUGAAGCUGUUGAAGCUUGCUCUGUGGACAGAGCUGUGUUACCCAUCGAAAACUCUUUGGGUGGGAGUAUCCACAGAAAUUACGACCUUUUACUCCGACACAGGCUACAUAUAGUGGGAGAAAUAAAAUAUGCUGUUCGUCAUUGCUUGCUAGCAAAUCAAGGUGUUAAAGUUGAACACUUGAAGAAGGUUCUAAGUCAUCCCCAGGCACUUGCUCAAUGUGAAUAUACGUUAACCAGGUUGGGAUUGGUUAGAGAAGCAGUGGAUGAUACUGCUGGUGCAGCAAAGCAUGUUGCACUCGAGAAAUUGGAGGACACAGGAGCUGUUGCUAGUUCCGCUGCAGCUGAAAUCUAUGGCCUAGAUAUAUUAGCAGAAGACAUUCAGGAUGCCUCUCUCAACGUUACAAGAUUUCUGAUGUUGGCGAGGGAGCCCAUAAUUGCAGGCAAUGAUCGUCCCUUCAAGACAAGCAUAGUCUUUUCACUUGAGGAGGGCCCUGGAAUGCUUCACAAGGCUCUUGCAGUUUUUGCAGAGAGGCAAAUCAACCUCACGAAAAUCGAGAGCCGCCCUAUGAGGUGGAGUUCUCUGACAUCUCCUGGAGUGGAUGGCAAUGGACUUCAGAAAUGCUUUCAUUAUCUGUUCUAUGCCGAUUUUGAGGCUUCAAUGGCUAGUGAUGAUGCUAAAAUGGCCCUGCAAGAUCUGGAAAAGCUCGCAACAUCCUUGCGAAUUUUAGGGAGUUAUCCAGCUGAUACUACCAUGCCAUGACGACACUCCUGGAAUACAGUAUGCAUUUACCCGAUUGAUUGCUUUGCAUAUGCUUCAUUUCUUCAGUUCUUAAGACGACACUCGGAAGUCCAUUUGUACCACCAUAAAUCUUCAUUGGUUCUGAUUGCCAAUGCAGGUGAUGACCGGCCGUGAGCCGCAACCAAUCCUCCCUACUUCUGAUUUUGCCUUCCCCGGUACAGAAUGUUUAGCUGCAGUUUUUGCAGAGAUGAUUAGAUGCACUAGUGUGUGAUGGAUCACCCAAUGAUGGCCACCACCAUGAACACCAUUCUUCGUACGUGGCUAGAGGGCCGGCCCAAAAAGCCCAUCAACGUAGGAGUACUGCUGCUGCUGUCAUAGGAUAGCUUUGAUUUUUGGUAGGAUCACUGUCACCCUAAGUGAUCUGUUCUUGGUUGAUUCUUAGGUGAAACGAUCACCUAAAGUGAUCCCUGCAUAGCUGUUGGGGGCGGACACCAUUAAGCAAUUCUUGGAUUGGCCUUUGAGGGUAGAGAUCAUCUUAGAUCUCAGGAGAGCAGAUAGUAUCUUCAUUGCAAUCGAAUCCCAGUCAUUAAAUCUUAUAGAGCAGAUAAUCUUAGGCCAGUCCAAUUUCUUUAAUUACUAAAAUAAGUAAAUGCUCCAUUCAUGCAUAAUUACGGGAGAUUAAGCCGAUCCAACCGAGACACCCUGAAGCUCGUUGGGACAGACAAUGCUUGUUUGGGUUAACAAGAUGCCUAGUACUCUUGCUCAUUUCUCUUUGGAGGAAGGAGUAUCAGUAUGGUUAUGUACAAUCUCCUACUUUUGUUCUUGUUCUGCAUAAAUAGGUUGAAAUAAAAAACUGAACAUUAGGGAUGGCAACAAAACCCGAACCGACGGAUACCCACUCGACCUAACCCGGUUAACGCAGGUGAAACCUGUGUUGACGGGUUUUGGGCCGGGUUCGGGUUUAAACCCGCUACACUAUUCAUCGAGUUGGAUUGGGUUUAGGUUUAGGUAAACCCACCCAUGGGUACCCGCUCGCACAUAUAAUUACUUUCUCGGUAUAUUUAAUAUUUUAAACAACUAAUAUUCUUAAUGUUUGUGGAGACUUGUAUAAUUUAUUUUUUCUAAUUGUUUAGAAUGAAGUUGAUAUUAUGGA
Messenger RNA from Linum trigynum, 2821 nucleotides. Lineage: Eukaryota; Viridiplantae; Streptophyta; Magnoliopsida; Malpighiales; Linaceae. The record is from the annotation of a GenBank genome assembly.